CCCAUAAGAAAAACCAAAACAAACAUGAACACUCAGAAACCUGUAAAUGGAGGACGCAUCUCUCUGUAUGUUGGAAACCUGGACCCCAGCGUCAAUGAUGAAACGCGACUUGGAGGAGGAGUUCAAGAAGUAUGGAAAGGUGCGUGCGACUCACGUCGUACUGGACAAGAAUACCAAGCAGUCCCGCUGCUAUGGAUAUGUCGAUUUCAGCACUGCCGAGGAAGCUGAGAAAGCUCUGGAGGGAGCGAAUUUCAACAUCCUGAAGGGUAAGGAGAUGCGUGUGAUGAGACAGCAGCUGCGCUUCAAGCAGACCUGCAACCCUAAGGGCAAUUUGUUUGUGAAGAACCUUCCCGACUUGAUGACCAACAAGGAGUUGUUGGACAAGUUCUCCGCGUACGGAAACAUUCUGUCCUGCAAGGUGGCUUUCGACAAGGAGACCGGCAAGUCCCUUCACUAUGGUUACGUGCACUUCAGCGACCCCAACGUGACCCAGAAGGUCCUGGCCGAUAUGAACAAGGAUGUCGUGGAGGAAGGAGCGAUGUACGUGAUGGAGUACGAGAAGCGUAUGAAGGACACCUCUUCGGAUUGGGUGACUUGCUACGUGGCGAACUUCCCUACCACGCUGACGGAAGACGGUCUGCGCGAUCUGUUCGGCAAGUACGGCACGAUCAACUCUGUUUACAUUGGUUACAAGCGAUACAAUCCGCAGAAGAUUCAGGGAUUCGUGACCUUUGCCAACCAUGAUUCGGCCGUGAAGGCCGUGGAGGGUCUGAAGGAUCAGGUCAUCACUGUGGAGGGCGCGGAGCCCAUGGUGCUGUACGUGAACCGUCUCCAGUCCCGCGAGGAGCGUGCCAGCAUCAACCAGAAGAUUCUGGAGGAGAAGAAGAAGGAGGAGGUGGAGCGCACCAAGGGCCGUUUCCUGUACGUGGGCUUCGGUGAUCAGACGAUCACGCUGGAGCGCCUGCGCGAGAUCUUCCAGGCGUACGGCAACAUCGAGUCCUGCUCGAUCGCCCGCGACAAGAACACGAAGGAGCUGAAGCCCUUCGGCUUCGUGUGCAUGGACACCACGGAGAACGCGCAGAACGCGAUCCGUGCGUUCCGCGAGAGCCACGACCUCAAGCUGAAGGUGGAGCUGGCGCAGACCCGCGAGGAGCGCGCGAAGAUGCUGAAGGAGCGCCGCAAGCAGACCCAGGGCGUGGUGAUGCAGUACCCGGUGGUGCAGUACACGAUGCCGAUCGGUAUGAACAUGGGCAACCGUAUGCCGUCGAACAAGCAGCAGCAGCAGCAGCAGCAGAUCCCGAUGAUGCCGAUGAUGUACCAGACCAUGGGCAACAUGAUGUCGUUCCCUCGCAACACGCAGAUGCCCGGCAUGCCGGUGCAGAUGAUGAACCAGGGCUACAUGUCCAUGGCCAACACCCAGUUCAACGAGAAGUACAACAAGCUGGCGAGCCUGAUGCAGUCGAUGGACCCCAUCAAGAGAGAGAUGAUCGACGCGAUGACCAACGAGGAGCGCCGCAACACCUUCGGAGAGCGUAUCUUCUACCUCAUCAAGACCAUCGGCGAUCCUCGCUGCAGCAAGAUCACCGGAAUGAUGCUGGAGUUGCCCGUGGACGACCUGAUGAAGAUCAUCAGCGAUCCUGGCGAACUCCUCAAGAAGAUCGACGAGGCCAACGACGUGCUGGACCAGACCAACAACAACUAAACAGAGGAGGGAGGAGAUUUCGGGGAAAGGAAAGGCCUCAGUUCAAAUCACUGCUACGUAUCGGUUGUUUUGG
Molecule: messenger RNA, 1775 nt
Organism: Blastocystis hominis
Lineage: Eukaryota; Bigyra; Opalinata; Blastocystidae
Exons: 4
Coding region: 98-1702 (534 amino acids)
Molecular function (GO): RNA binding
Source: RefSeq, a predicted model, not a curated record